This is a messenger RNA of Alnus glutinosa, 4338 nucleotides long. RefSeq lists its product as uncharacterized. Gene Ontology annotation, molecular function: nucleic acid binding. NCBI's taxonomy places the organism in Eukaryota, Viridiplantae, Streptophyta, Magnoliopsida, Fagales, Betulaceae. Bases 1 to 4338 code for a protein of 1445 amino acids. The record is from RefSeq and is a predicted model, not a curated record. The transcript has 7 exons.
AUGGGUGACGAUAACCAUAUGGCUUUGAGAGAUCAUUAUCUCCCUACCACAUACACUUCUCCCACAUGUCUCAAGCUGCCAGAUGUGACGGCAGCCCACUAUGAGAUUAAGCCUAGGACUAUACAGAGUUUACCAUCUUUUCUAGGACUUAAUACUGAAAACCCUUACGACUUCCUCGGUGAAUUCCUAGCAAUUUGUUCUACCAUUAAAUUGAGCGGGUUCACCGAGGAUGCUCUAAGGAUGCGUCUCUUUCCCUUCUCCCUCAAGGAAAGAGCCAAACAUUGGUUUCAUUCCUUAGCACCAAACUCCAUUACUUCUUGGGCUCAAUUGCAACAAGAAUUUCUGAAGAAGUAUUUUCCCAUAGGCAAAACCAAUGAUAUUAGGAGAGCUAUCACUAGUAUCUCCCAAUAUGAGGGAGAACAACUGUAUGAGACCUGGGAAAGACUCAAGGACCUACUUAGAUCAUGCCCACACCACGCUGUCUCGAAGUGGCAGCUAGUGCAAAGCUUCUAUGAAGGCUUGACUGAGCCUAAUAGACAAAUGGUAGAUGCAUCUUGUGGGGGAACAUUUAUGAUGAAAAGUGAGGACGAAGCAUGGACAUUAUUUGAAAACUUGAGUAAUAAUUCCAUUCAGCAUGCACCCACUAGACGUAGAGUGCAUGCACCUAAAGCACCAAAGACCGAAGGAAAGUUUUCUGAUGAUUCAACUGAGCAGGUCAAUGCAGCUUUUUCACAUCCGGGUAAUGAUCCAUACUCCAAUACUUAUAACCCAGGGUGGAGAAAUCAUCCCAAUUUCUCAUGGAAGGCUCAAGCUUCAAGUAACUCAGUCCCAGGGGUGCAUAAUCAAGCUCAAUCUAACAGUGGAAGAAGGGUCGACAAUCAAGUGCAAGAAAAGGUGAAUGAGCAAACUGAGAUCCCACAGAAUCUGCAGAAGGACAAGGGUAAGCAAGUAAACAUUGAGGCUUCUUCUUCAUCAGCUCCCACUCUUGAGAUACCAUAUGAGCCUCAGGUCCCAUUUUCGGAAUGUCUCAAGGCACCUUCUCACUUUGGGAAACAAGGAGAGAAAAUACAAGAUGUGAUGGAGGUCUUCAAACAGAGUGAGAUUGAUAAAGCAAUCCUAGAUCUAGGAGCUGGUGUGAAUUUACUUCCCUAUUCAGUUUAUCAGCAACUUGGCCUAGGGGAACUGAAGCCCACCACAGUGAUUCUACAGUUGGCUGAUCGGUCUAUUAAGAAACCAAGAGGGGUAAUAGAAGAUGUCAUCAUCAAAGUAGAUAAGUUUUUCUUCCCAAUGGACUUCAUCGUACUUGACACUGAGCCUGUUCCCAAUCCUGAGAAGCUGAUCCCGGUCAUCCUUGGGCGCCCUUUCUUAGCCACAGCUAAUGCAUGCAUCAACUGUCGUACAGGAGUCAUGGAGAUCUCCUUUGGUAAUAUGAAGAAUGAAGAUUCACUCCCCAGUAUUUUGGCAAGGGAUCCUUUGGAAGAUUGCCUAACUCACUUUGGCUCUGAAGACUUCAACACCAAUCAAUACAUUGAUAAAGUAAAUGCCUUGCUAGAGACAGCUACCAGUGCAUAUUUUCAUCCAUGGAGACUACCCAAGGAGCCCCUACCUCCAACUUCAAGCACUCCUCUCGUUCUUUCCCUUGAGUCUCCACCGAAGCUUGAAUUGAAGCCACUGCCAGACAAGCUCAAGUAUGCCUUCCUCGGCUCUAAUGAUACCUUGCCGAUCAUCAUUGCUUCAGAUCUACAAAAAGACCAAGAAGAUAGUUUAUUAGCAGUAUUGAAGAAGCAUAAAGAGGCUAUUGGAUGGACUGUAGCUGAUUUGAAGGGCAUUGACCCCUCCAUCUGUAUGCACCGGAUUCAUUUAGAGGAAGAUGCUCGACCGUCUCGUGAGGCACAGCUCCAGCUGAAUUCCAAUAUGAAAGAGGUAGUGAUGAAGGAGGUGGUCAAAUUACUCGAUGCAGGUAUCAUCUACCCUAUCUCCGAUAGCAAGUGGGUGAGCCCCACCCAAGUGGUUCCAAAGAAGUCUGGCAUCACAGUGGUAGAGAACUCAGCUGGCGAAUUGAUUCCCCAGCGCACAACCACGAGAUGGCGCAUCUGUAUUGACUACCGCAAGCUCAACUCCCAUACUCGGAAGGAUCACUUUCCACUCCCAUUCAUUGAUCAGAUCCUAGAGCGUCUUGCUGGCCAAAGCUACUACUGUUUCCUAGAUGGGUACUCUAGAUAUAAUCAAGUGGCAGUUGAUCCCCAAGACCAAGAGAAGAUGACCUUUAGUUGCCCCUUUGGCACCUUCGCUUAUAGGCGCAUGCCCUUUGGAUUAUGCAAUGCACCUGCCACUUUUCAGCGAUGCAUGAUAUCGAUCUUCUCAGACAUGGUAGAAAAAUUUCUGGAGGUAUUUAUGGAUGAUUUCUCUGUUUUUGGUUCCUCCUUUGAUACAUGUCUCCACAAUCUAUCACUUGUGCUUCAACGUUGCAAAGAAACAGAUCUGAUCUUAAGCUGGGAGAAGAGCCACUUGGUGCAAGAGGGAAUAGUUCUGGGCCAUAUAGUAUCUAAAAGAGGAAUUGAGGUGGAUCGUGCCAAAGUUGAGCUGAUUGAAAAUCUACCACCACCUACUUCAGUGAAGCAGAUUUGUUCCUUCCUCGGGCAUGCCGGCUUCUAUCGCCGCUUCAUCAAGGAUUUCAAUAAGAUUUCAAGACCCUUGUGUAAUUUACUUGCCAAGGAUACUACUUUCCACUUUGAUGAUGCAUGUCUAGAGGCAUUCCAUAAGCUCUGUUCUAUGCUAUCUUCUGCUCCCAUCAUGAAGCCUCCCGACUGGUCUUUGUCAUUUGAAAUCAUGUGUGAUGCAUCUGAUUAUGCUGUGGGUGCAGUCUUAGGACAACAUGAAGGAUCCAAGGUAAUCAUCUACUCAGAUCAUGCAGCUCUGUGCCAUUUGCUGGCCAAGAAAGAAACUAAGCCCCGGUUGAUUCAAUGGAUACUUCUUCUGCAAGAAUUCGACAUCGAAAUACGGGACAAGAAGGGAACUGAGAAUGUUGUCGCUGACCACCUGUCACGGAUUAUCUUUGAGAAACCUCAGCCUAUUCCAGUUAAUGAUUCCUUCCCGGAUGAGCAGUUAUUUGAGAUUACUUUGAGGGAGCCGCCUUGGUAUGCUUAUAUUGUUAACUAUUUAGCCACAAGUCGGAUCCCUUCUCAUUGGUCCAAACAAGACAAUGAUCGCUUCUUCAAGCAAGUCCGAUCUUAUUUUUGGGAAGAUCCAGAGUUAUUCAAGUAUUGUACUGAUCAAAUAAUUCGCCGUUGUGUUCCCGAGAGUGAAUUCCACAGUAUUCUUACAUUUUGCCAUUCACUAGCAUGUGGAGGACACUUUAGUGCCAAGAAAACUGCAGCCAAGGUUCUACAGAGCGGAUUCACAUGGCCUACCUUGUUCAAAGAUGCCUAUCGGUUUUGUCGGGCUUGUGAGAGGUGCCAACGCCUUGGAGCUAUGUCUCGGAGGGACAUGAUGCCACUAAGCCCUAUCCUAAUUGUUGAAAUCUUUGACAUUUGGGGUAUCGACUUCAUGGGACCCUUCCCGCCAUCUUUUGGGUUUGAGUAUAUUCUUGUAGGAGUGGAUUAUGUCUCUAAAUGGGUCGAGGCUGUGGCCACCAAGACUAAUGAUCACAAGGUUGUGACGUUGCUCCUUAAAUAUUUUGUCACACACAAAGUAGCCACUCCCUACCAUCCUCAAACUAGUGGCCAAGUGGAAGUUUCCAACAGGGAGAUUAAGCACAUUCUAGAGAAGACAGUUAGGCCAGAUCGCAAGGAUUGGUCCCUGCGCCUCCAUGAUGCACUGUGGGCCUAUCGCACAGCUUACAAGACACCAAUCAGUAUGUCUCCAUACCGGAUUGUUUAUGGCAAGGCAUGCCACCUUCCUGUGGAACUAGAGCACAAAGCUCUGUGGGCAAUCAAGCAGUUCAAUUUUGACAUGAAAGAAGCUGGCUCUCAUCAGAAACUUCAAUUGACAGAAUUGGAGGAGCUGUGCAAUGAUGCAUAUGAGAAUGCUCGCAUUCACAAGGAAAAGACAAAGGCAUUUCAUGACCGACAUAUUCUACCCAAGUCCUUUGUGCCAGAACAAAAGGUAUGGCUUUUCAAUUCCAAACUCCGGCUCUUUCCUGGGAAGCUUCGCUCCAGAUGGGAUGGCCCUUUCAUAGUCACGUCAGUGUCUCCACAUGGCGCCGUCAAAUUACAAGACCUAAAGGACGGCACUUUGUUCAAAGUCAACGGCCAAAGAUUGAAGCCCAACAUAGAGGGCGUUGCACAGAAUGAAGAUACUGCUUCCAUCCACUUGACGGAUCCCAUCUACUUGGACUAG